Messenger RNA from Porites evermanni, 20032 nucleotides. Lineage: Eukaryota; Metazoa; Cnidaria; Anthozoa; Scleractinia; Poritidae. The record is from the annotation of a GenBank genome assembly.
CAAUAUCCUGAACCAAUGAUGUUCUCCAAGUGCGGUGGCCAGUUACAUUCGGAAAACACGCUCAAUAUUCUUAAUUUGUGCCAAGAGAAGUUCGAGAUAGCAUGUUGACUGCCGGCAUGGGAUUUGUGAAAAUUCGGACCAUCGCAGUUUUGCUCUCGCUAUCUCUGAGUUCCUCGCUUGUGUUGUGGUGGAUUACACCCGCAGAUAAUUCCAUUAAAGGUAACGAACGCAUUUUAUAGUUAUUUAGGUAGUUAUUGGCAGUGAUCCGCACUGUUUUUAUCUUUCAUAGUGACAUGUAGCGCACGUCCCAGCUCGAUUUAUGUUCGAUUUGUUUGAUUUGGGAUUGAAAUUAUUGCCCACUGAAAAGCGAACUCAUGUUUUCCCUUAUUUUAGGAGUAAACACACGCUUGCUUUUAUUUCUUAUUACUCUCUUUUUAAUUUACUUAAAUACUCAAUAAUGAAAAAAUUUAAUUCCAACACACACCAAUUUGUACAGCGUUCAGCCACGCUUACGUCUUCGAAAUAUUUUAAGAAAAAACGUCACCAAAGACUUUAAAAUUUGGAGCUUUUUAGGUUUGGAAUUUAAUAUUUCCUUAAGUCGUUAUUGAUAAUUUGGCAGCUCUCUAUACCAACUGAUCCUUAUCUUCCUUAGUUGUCACCCAAGAUGACUUACUUCUAAAAUUAAAACUUUCUUAUGAGGUUAACAGCUGACAUGAGUUUAUCCGAUACGGCAGCUAAUCCCUAUAGCCAUCUGUACAAGAGCAUGAUUUAAAACUUAAAGGUGGACUUCUUAAAAUCAUUGUUUUGUUAUCCAAUUUACACUUAAAUUAAAGUACUUUCAAAAUAUUUCAGUGCUGUACAACUUUUUCAAGGAAUAUUUUCUUUUUCAGUUUUCAGUAGGAAGGUAUGUGGGGCUUAAAAAAAGCUUUCAGCCAGUGAUUUUCUAUUAAUGUUUUCCCAAUAAUAUUAUUGUGGCUGUCUGGUCAUUUCUUUUUCUUAAAGAUAACAAGGGUAUCAUUUCUGUGGAUCAUAUUUAUGGUGAUAAAAAUGCGAAAUUUGUUUUAGAAUAGGCAUGUGAUAUGAUUUGUGGGUAAUUAAAAGGACUUUCCCAAGUUUAGAUUCUAUUGAAGAAGAUUGUUCAAUCACUCUUUAGGGUAAACUGGGUUAAAAAUGAUGAAAGGCUUUUGAAAAAUCCUCUUGGAAGCAUUACUGUAUGAAAUCCCAGAUGUACUUGCAGUUCUGUCUUAAAAAUCCUCUCUCUCAUUCAAUAUUAGUUUGAAAAUUUAGACUUGGUAUUCAAUAUGCCGGUUAAUGAUAAGAUAUCAGUGGCACAAAACAGUUCAUUAAAAAAGAUAUUGAUUAUUUGGUGUUAUUUAUUCUGAUGUACCAGCCAUCUAGCUUAUUAGCAAGAUUCUGUAUAAAAGAUUGUGUUUUUAUUUCCUUCAAACUCAAUGAAAAAUGUUAAUUAAAGUUAUUCACACUAAGCAAUAAUUGGUCUGGGAAGGUCGUGCAUGACAUAUAAUCUUACUAGAGAGACAAACAGCUGUUGUUAGUAAGGGGGUAUGUGCAUUUCUCCAACAUGCAGAUAGUUUUAUACUUGCUGAUUUAUUUGCCACAUUCUUUUAAGCUCUAUAUCCUAGAAUAAAACAAUAGAAUAGAAUAGAAUAGAAUAAUUUUUAAACAAGUUCUGGUUGAUUGUUAGAACAGGUCUGUUCCAUUUUUAUAGUGAUCCUUUGUUCCAUGGAAGAGCACCUCUUAUAAGGAAGUGAAAGAGAGAGAGUUCAGUUUGUUAUUAUUUGCUCUAUAGAUUGUGUGUGCACAUUGAAUGAAGAUUAUUUUUUCCCUAAGUUAAGUGAGUCCCUGCUGUGAAACUUAAUUAGCCUUCCUGCUGAGUUAUACUUUAGCAUACCUUUAUGUUUUUUAAAAUAGCCCCAGUGAUUAUUCAUCUCAAAGCAAACAAACUGCAAGAAAUGUAGUCUGCAGCAUGACUGCUUGUUUGUAUUAUUUGUCUUCUUAAAAUUUGAUUGAGCAGAUAGCAAGGUAUUCUCAUAAUGGUAAUAAAAUAUAUUAAACCUCUAUACUUCCUAAGGAGUAGAAGAAAAAAAUAAUGAAGAAUGGUUAGAUUAAAAAUGGGUUAUUGACACUGAGAAUCAUCAAGAGAUUACAACAGCUUUAAAUCUGGCUCAUGGUCUGCACCCCCAAAGCUCAAGUCAUAUGCUUUUCUUAUUUCAAGCUGAAAGGAAGUCUAUAUCUAACAGUCCACAUUCCUGUCACCAGAAAGGUGCAAAGAAACUCAAUGGAACUUGGGGUUGUUGUUAUAAGUUCUGAGUCAGUUGUAGCAGAUAGUAUCAUCUUUAGCUUUCCACUUUGAUCAACCCUAAUAGUUGCUGUGGGUUAUGACACUUAAUGACAGUUCUGGAACUUUCCAGCUUGUCCUUCGGGCAAGUUGUCUUAAGGGUAUACUAACCCAAAAAAGACAAUUUUUACUAGCCCAUAUAAUUAAUAAUAUGUUGAUCAAUAAUUCACUUCAAACCUAGAAUCCCUAGAAUCCAUUAUCCCAACCACAAAAUUUGCCAGCCCUAGCCUAGUCUCUGGGACACUAAUUUCUUUGCACACUGUCAAGUCUAUGUUCUUUCUUCACUGGGUAACUGUCAGCCUUCAAAUGGUGAAUGCUCAUUGUGGUAGACUGUCAGCCUACUGUUAACCAACAGUUGAGGGACAGUUGACCAACAGUUAGCUGACUGCUGGCCAACUGCUUGCUGACAAUCGGCCAACUGUCAGUUAAAUCAAAAUGUUGGUCGUCUGUCAGUUUAGGGGAGUUGUUGAUUCAGUUCAGAAACAAGGAGAGUCUAUUAUGCCUUAGUCGUUGCUUGUUAUUGUAUCAAUUUUUUUUUUCCUAGUCCAAAGAAUUUUUGCAAAAAAAGGGGUAAUCAUGGUGAUUGGCUUGCUACAUAACACGCAGGUGAAGUGUGACCUGUUGCGUCAAAAAAAUUAUUUUCCCUUAUGCAAGAAGUGAACACUCCAUUCUCUCUUCCUCGGUAGUCUUUGGCAUGUUAUAUGGCAUUAUAAUAGACUUAAAUGGAAUAACCAAUAUAGAUUCCAAUGGCUAUACUCUCGUAGGUUAUUAUUUAGGGCUGGAGUGGCCCAAAAUAACAUUCUUGAGGUUUAUCUUAGUACAGUAAGACCUGUAUUAGAAUAUUAUGCUGUCCCUGUAUGGCAGACUAUUCUGGACUAUUAAAUAAUCAAGGGAGUGCAAAAAAGAGGGCUUUGAGGAUAAUUCAUCCUGAUGCUUAGUCAUAUAUGGAGGCCUUGCAAAUAGCAAAGAUAGCAAGAAUAAAGAAAAGAAGAGAUGACCUUUGUGUUAAGUACAUGGAUAAGAUGAAGUUUAAAGACCAUCCUUUACACUUCUUAUUCGCCAAGGCUACUCAUUAAUCAGCCCAAGUACAAUCUAAGGAAGAAUCCUGACAGAUUCUAUUUGUUUAAUGAGUCUAUUACCUGUAGGACAAAGAGAGCAGAUAUUUUUUUGACAUUUUUAUAUUUUAGCUUGUAUGAUUAACUUUUAUUGUAGUACAAUAUAAAGCCUCUGAAUUACAAGUAAUCACAGUUUACUUUCUUCAACAAAACAGGUUACGUACGGGUUUUGUGCUUAUACUGUACGACAUAGAAGGCUGAAAAAAAUUGCAAGUGCUCAAAAAGUGAAAACAUAUUCUCUCCCUAGAGAUCUAUUUUUGAUUGAAGACUGCAUUACAUACCUAAAAUCUAUUUAAUUUGUAAUUCACAGAGGGAGAUCCUUCAUUACCUAAAGCCGAUGGAAGGCAUGUUUUGCUUCAGAAAUUUGAAAGUGUCCAGGCAGAAAAUGCUGAGUUGAAAAGGCAACUUAAAGUGAUUCAGAAGAGAUUGCAAGAUAUAUAUGAAAGGGACAGUCAAGGUACUUUUUCAUGUGUGAAAAAUAUGUUAUUUGCACCCUUCUGUUUAUGAUUUAAAAAUACUUUUUUUCUUUUUUCUUUUUUUUUUUAUUACAGUUGCAAAUGAGAACAAGACUACAUCAUGUUUAAAUGACUUAAGACCAUACCGUUGUGAGGUAGGAAUUUUUUUCAUACAUGAUGUUUUGUAGAGAACAAAUCCAAUAAAUCUUAUCUUAGUCAAGCAAGAAAUUUUCUUGAGGUUAAGCAGUUUUUACUGUAACUGCAAGGAUCACGUCAACGUUCAUAUCGUCAUGAGCAGUAUGAUUGAUUAUAUAUAAUCUAAGUCAAAUCUUAGAUAUCCUAAAAGCUGCUGUCAAUAUUUUUUGGCCUUAAAUGUUUUACCAUAUUUGUCUUCGUCUGUUUUGGCUUUAUAUUUUAUUAUUAAAAUCCAAGCUUAAGUCAACCAAAGAGAACAACUCAUAGUGUGGGAUAUUUAUGUACUAAGCAAUUGUUUGCAUUAUCGUGAAAAUAAUAUAUUUCUAAAAUACUCUUGUUUAUAAUCUUCUGUUUUUUCACUAAAAAAUUUAUGUGCAUGGGUAGUUUUGUAAUCUGAAACAUGUAAACUUUUGUUAUCAGGUGAUAAUUUUCAGGCGAGAAAUUGGUCACUCACUAUAUUGCCUAUGAAUUAGUUAACUUCUACUUUUCAGCGGUUGUUGAGUAAAAAAGGUAGCAUGAAGAAUGACUGUAGCUUCGCAAAGGAAGUAAAACGUACACACUUUUUGGUGGCUAUUUUUAAGGCUGGUUUUCAGUAGCGACAAAGCCGGAGUCGGAAUCGUAAAUUGCGUCAUAAGAGCACUUAUGACCUUGUGAAAAUAAAAAGUCAGAGUUGUAAGCAGAGUCAUAAGCGUGAUGGAAUUGGAGCUGGCAGAAUCGAAACGUUUCAUUUUCUUCUGACUCCGCUUAUGACUGUGUCAUUUACGAUCUAGUGAAAACCAGAUUGUCGGAGUCAGAAAUAUAAGCGGAAGGAUUAGCCAAUCACAGUUUUCAUUUCCACACUUUGUGAUUGGUUUAGUUCUUCCACUUCUCCUUGUGACUCUGGAAACCUUGAUUGUAAGGGACAGAUUACAACUCUGAUUCCGACUUUGUCGCUAGUGAAAACCAGGCUUUAAAGUCAAACAUCGUACUUCACACCUGUGGAACCUAAUACUAAUGAGCAAGGACAAUAGAUUUUCAAUAUUAACAUUAUUGUGGUUUGGCACAUGUAUCAUUGGCUCACAUGGCUUACUUGUGUUCUCUUUGCAGGUUAUUCAUAUCGCAGUGGUUUGUGCUGGUCACAGUGCAAGCCGGCAAGUUGUCACACUGAUAAAGUCUAUUCUGUUUCAUCGCCGUAAUCCUCUGCACUUCCACUUCAUCUCAGAUGCCAUUGCAGAGAAGAUUUUAACUGUCCUCUUUAAAACUUGGGAAAUAACGGCAGGCAAGAACAUGUUGGAAAAGUAUAUUAUGUACUGUAAAAGAUCAAAAUGGUGUUCAGGGUACAUGUUUAGAUUGCCAAGAGAAGGGAAGUUGGGUGAUAACUUGAAGGGAGCACUUAUUUUGUUGUUUUAAUUUCAUUCCCAGAAAGGCAGAAAAGUUUUUGUUUAUAAAGCCUUGAUGACGCAGUAAUAUUAUUAUUAUUCUUAAGCACCAGAGAGGGUGGAACUUGUAACUGUUAAUACAAACUGGAGUACAUACUGAAAACUGGGUGUUAAUUAAGCAUAUUGCAGAAAUGAAAAUAAUAGUAGUUUCGUCAGUUUGCUUUUUGUUCAUACUCAUUUGUAUGCAUCAUUCUAGGUUGACCCAGUGUUCUUUUUCUUUCAGUUGACACUAGUUUUUACAGUACAGAAAAGUUAAAGGUAUAAUUUAAAUAUUUAUAGCAGUAUUGUUUAAUAGAACUCAAAGUUACUUAAAUCUAAAAACAGGCCAAGUUGCAAAGUCCAGCCACUUAUUUUGGGAUUCUCACAUUGUGAUGAGCAUUAAAUUGUGUGUUAAAUGCUGAUACUGUAAGUGUUUCCAGAUCACUUGCUUGCAAACACUUCUGGUUUUGAUAUUAAUGAAAGCACAAGAUAGAUGUCAACGUCUAAAGCUAUAUCUAUCUUUUCCAAAAAUAUUGAACCAAAUUUAAGGGGGCAAGGCUUUAAGAGGACCAUACUGACCAAAUCUUUUGUGGAAAAUACAGUUUUUAUUCCAAUGCCAAAAAAUUGCUGGGAGUGUCCCAAUGCGGAUGUAUCUACAUUCAGAUUUUUACAUUGUUAGGUUAGACUAUCCUUCUUCAAAAUGAAAAACCACUCAGGAACUAUCCAGAAAGAUUGUACUGAUCAUUAUUUGGAUCUUUCAACUUACAGGAGAAAGUAUCUUGGAUACCAAAUAAACACUACUCUGGAAUUUUUGGGUUAAUGAAGUUGGUUCUUACUGAAGCAAUUCCACAAUCCUUGGACAAGGUAAGUUUUUGCAUGUGGACGCCCCCAAAAAAAUCAAUAAUGAUACUUUAAUGUUACUUUUAAAACAAUUUACCUAGUUAUAUAAAGAAAAAAUAUUGUCUUACUAGGUUGAGGUGAUUUCUUGCACACUCAACUGUAUGGUUGAAAUCUAGUGCCAUAAUUUUUUGUUUUAUUUGUUUUUUCUGCAGUCCCAACAGUUGCAGGUGGUUUUUGUUUUCCAAAUAUUAAAUUUUUGCGGAACGAAUUUGUAUUGUGUUAAUCACAGCACCAUUUUUGAUUUACUCUUGGUUUAAACUUAACUUUACAGGUAGUUGUUCUUGAUACUGAUGUUAUUUUUGCAUCUGAUAUUGCUGAAUUGUGGAGGAUUUUUGAUCAGCUCACGGGUAAAAAGGUCAGCACUGAUUUCUUGUUCAAAUUCACUGGUUUUGAAGUCAAGUAUUUUGAAGUAGUCAUUUCUUUGUAUGUUUCUAUGCAUUACAGAAAAAAGCUUGUUUACUACAUUAUAGGAGGAGGGUGUUAACGGCCUCAGCAGAUAAUUCCCUCUUCUAUCUCCAUUCAGAUCAUGCUCAGCCUCAUUGAAUUAUUGUUAGUUAUCAUCUCAUCAUCUGUUAAUCUUUCUUGUUUUUGUGCAGGCGAUUGGUCUGGUGGAGAAUCAAAGUGACUGGUACCUUGGAAAACUGUGGAGAAACCAUAAACCUUGGCCUGCACUGGUGAGUUUUCACAAAACAAAUGUUGUAGUGUAAAAUGAAAUUCAGUUUGUUUCAUCCUAGUUUGAUUCUUAACCCUGAAAUGUAAAAAUUAAUCAUGAUGUAAAACAGCAUGUUGUUUUUAAAAAAGCCGAAAAUGAACAAAACAAACACACAAACAAAUAAAAUACAAGACUCCAUAUACUGAAAAUAAAGUAUUAGUUUUAGCACAAAAGUAUUAAUUGAUGACAUGCCGGAGACAGGACUGCCAUUUUACAUGGUCAUCUGAGCCAUGCAAAGCUGUGGCUAUUUUCAGGGCAAAGGCAGUACCUUCAUCUUUCAGUUUAAUAUUCUUAAGUCUCUGAGUUUUGGUCUCGUCAUGGGUAUUGGACAUGUGACGUCAGCCUCUGCAAUCAUGUGCUCUACUGUCUGAGAUAGACCUGCCGCAGUUAAACAGUAUCAGUUUAAGUCUUGCAUUCAUGAGUAGAUAAAAAUAGGGUCUAUAAGUGCUUUGUAAUAAUUAUUGUGAUAGAGGACUCAAUUUGUACAGGUGUUGUAAUGUUAUGAGUUAAGAUAUGCUUGUGCUUUAGGGCCGAGGGUUCAACACUGGUGUUAUCCUACUGGACCUUUUAAAGUUGCGGCAGACUAAGUGGGCUAGCCUGUGGAGACUCACAGCUGAGAAAGAACUCAUGAACAUGCUGUCCACUGCACUGGCUGAUCAAGUAAGCUGUUCAUCACUUUGUUCCUCUUAUACAUUGCACAGUUGUUUUACAAAAUCUGGUUUGUGGAUUACUCUGCGGAACCAAGGCACUCUUGACGUACCACAAUGUAAGACUUCUUCAGGAAGAAAGACUUUCCAAAUUGCUUGGGCAAGUGACUGGAAACUGCAACUCACUCCCUACAGAACUUAGAAAAACAACUAGUAUAGGCUCUUUUAAAUUUAAUCUUUUUAAACAACUGAGAGACAGUGACAUUAGUAAUCAUAAAUGUACAGUGUAACUAGUUGGAUUUUUUUAGUGUUUUUAAUAGUUUUUAGUGGUUCGUAAUAUUUUUAAUUAUUUUUUAGUAGUUCUUAAAUUAGCAGUUUUUAGUAGUCUUAUGUUAGCAGUUUUUAGGGUCUUUGAAAUGUAAUUGUAGAACAAUAUUAUUAUAAAUUUUGUUUACUGAACAUCUUGGGAAGACCAGCAUUGUAUAAUGCUGAUAGAUAUCUCCAGUAUAAAUAAAGCUUUUAUUACUGUUAUAUAUUAUUAUUAUUAUUAUUAUUAUUAAUGUGUUUUUGAAUAAAUAUGGCAUGUGAAAUUCUUCCUGUAACUUUUGUUUUUGUAGUAGUAGUGGCAGUAGUAGCAGUAGGAGGAUGCCAUUGUGCGAAUGGCCUAUUUAACCAACUUUUUCUUAGAACUUACAGUAAUUAUAAUGAUGGCAAUUUUAAGGUGACGCAAUUCAUCUGUAUUAACAAGAGCUCAAUACAGGAUAAUGGUGUAUUUUGUAUCAUUGAAAUUUUUAAGUUAAAUAUUUUGUAAAUAUACUCAAAGGAAUACUAUAUAUUUUUAGGACAUAUUUAAUGCAGUGAUAAAGAGUCAUCCACAUUUGGUAUUCAAACUACCAUGUACAUGGAACGUACAACUUGGGGACAACACACGUAGUGCAGUAUGUAUAGACCUUUCUAGUUUGCCCUUUGGCAUCUGAACUGCUGUUUAUCCUUUCUUUCCUACUGAAGAGCUCUGUGCAAGAACAUCUUGUGAUAUUUCCCUAAUUUUCGAUGUAAAAAUUUUUUUGCACACCUUUUCUUUCUUCAAAUUAAGUGAUAUCUUUUUUUCCUGCUUGUAGACAUGUUACAAGGAUGUUUCUGAACUGAAGGUAAAACAUGUGUCAGUAAUGCUUUAGUUAUUUGCUUUGAUUUUGAAUGUACUUCAUUGCAGUGGUUUCUACUGCUUUUAGUUCUGUUGUGUCUCAAAGUCUAGUAUGUCAACAGAAAUGAAGUUUAGAAGUCAAAUUUAACAUGCCUUAUUCUAGAAAAUUAACACUCAAAGGCAAUGAAGACAAUAGUGAGAAAUUUCGUUUUGAAGAAAUACAGAGUUUAUUUUUUCAGUAAACUCAUCAACAAUAGACGAGGAUGGGUGUAGGUGUCCUAGAGGUUGGAGGUCAGAAGGUUGUUUAGAUGCAAAACAGGCUUAAUUCCACCUGGAAUGUCACCAAUUUCAACUGUAAAGUCUUCAAACCCUUUCAACGUAUACCUUAGUUUCCUCUGUAGAGUGUCCUCCACUACAAUCAACACCACUGGCCAGUAUUCUUUCAAGUUUAACUUUGCCUCAAUUCCAUUCAGUCACAUUUACUUAUUCAUGUUAUUUGAUUUGCUGCCCUUUGAUGUUUUUAAUUAAAUUCUACUCUUACUCUUAGGUUAUCCACUGGAACUCACCCAAGAAGCUGUUGGUAAAGAACAAACAUGGAGAGUUCUUCAGAAACCUUUACCUCACAUUCUUGGAAUAUGAUGGUAACUUCUUGAGGUAAUAACAGUGCACUAAAAAUGUUAUUGCUAGCAAAGCAUACUGAGCAUAAUGUUAUAAAUAAGGCAUCAGUGAUGGUGGAACAGUGGAGCAGUUGAACAGUGAUGGUCCACUUUUGCACCAUCACUGUUCCACUGUUUCACUGUUCCACCAUCUCUAUUCCAAUCUUCCACCAUCAUUGUUCCACUGUUCCACCAUCUCUUUUCCAUUGUUCCCCCAUCAUUCUUCCACUGUUCCACCAUAAUUGUUCCACUGUUCCACCAUCUCUGUUCCACUGUUCCACCAUAACUGUUCCACUAGUCCACCACCAUUGUUCUACUGGUCCACCAUCUCUCUUCCACUGUUCCACCAUAACUGUUCCUCUGUUCCACUAUCAUCGUUCCACUGUUCCACCAUCUCUGUUCCUCUGUUCCACCAUAUUUGUUCCACUGUUCCACUUUUCCACCAUCAUUGUUCCACUGGUCCACCAUCUCUGUUUCACUGUUCCACCAUAUUUGUUCCACUGUUCCACUGUUCCACCAUCAUUGUUCCACUGUUCCUCCAUCUCUGUUCCAUUGUUCCACCAUGACUUUUCCUCUGUUCCACCAUCUCUGUUUCACUGUUCCACCAUAACUGUUCCACUAGUCCACCAUCAUUGUUCCACUGGUGCACCAUCUCUGUUCCAUUGUUCCACCAUGACUUUUCCUCUGUUCCACCAUCUCUGUUUCACUGUUCCACCAUAACUGUUCCACUAGUCCACCAUCAUUGUUCCACUGUUCCUCCAUCUCUGUUCCAUUGUUCCACCAUGACUUUUCCUCUGUUCCACCAUCUCUGUUUCACAUUUCCACCAUAACUGUUCCACUAGUCCACCAUCAUUGUUCCACUGGUGCACCAUCUCUGUUCCACUGUUCCACCAUAACUGUUCCUCUGUUCCACUAUCACUGUUCCACUGUUCCACUGUUCCACCAUCUCUGUUCCACUGUUCCACCAUAUCUGUUCCACUUUUCCACCAUAUCUGUUCCACUGUUCCUCCAUCAUUGGUCCAUUGUUCAACCAUCUCUGUUCCAUCGUUCCACCAUAACUGUUCCUCUUUUCCACCAUCGCUGUCCCACUGUUCCACCAUCAUUGUUUCACUGUUCCACCAUGUCUGUUCCACUGUUCCUCCAUCUCUUUUUCACUGUUCCCCCAUAGCUGUUUCUCUGUUCCACCAUCAUGUUUCCACUGGUCCACCAUCUCUGUUCCACUGUUCCACUAUCACUUUUUCACUGUUCCACCAUCAUUGUUCCACUGUUCCACUAUAACUGCUGCUCUGUUCCACUAUCACUGUUCCACUGUUCCACCAUCAUUGUUUCACUGUUCCACUAUCUCUGUUCCACUGUUCCACCGCAACUGUUCCUCUGUUCCACUAUCACUGUUCCACCAUCAUGGUUCCAUUAUUCUACCAUAAUUGUUCCACUAGUCCACCAUCAUUCUUCUACUGGUCUACCAUCGCUGUUCCACUCUUCCACCAUCAUUGUUCCACUGUUCCACCAUGUCUGUUCCACUGUUCCACCAUCUCUUUUUCACUGUUCCACCAAAGCUGUUCCUCUGUUCCACCGUCAUUGUUCCACUGGUCCACCAUCUCUGUUCCACUGUUCCACCAUAACUGUUCCUCUGUUCCACCAUCACUGUUCUACUUUUCCACCAUCAUUGUUCCUUUUUUCCAGCAUCCUUGUUCCACUGUUCCACCAUCUCUUCUCCACUGUUUUACCAUAACUGUUCCACUGUUGUACUGCCCCACCAUUCUACUGUUCCACCAUCAUUGUUCCACUGUUCCACCAUAUCUGUUCCACUGUUCAACCAUCUCUUUUUAACUGUUCCACCAUAGCUCUUCCUCUGUUCCACCAUGAUUGUUCCACUGGUCUACCAUCUCUGAUCCACUGUUCCACUAUCACUGUUUUACUGUUCCACCAUCAUUGUUCCAUUGUUCCACCAUAACUGUUGCUCUGUUCCACCGCAACUGUUCCUCUGUUCCACUAUCACUGUUCCACCAUCAUUGUUCAACUGUUCCACCAUCUCUGUUCCACUGUUCCACCAUAAUUGUUCCACUGUUCCACCAUCAUUGUUGCACUGUUCCACUGUUUGACCAUAUCUGUUCCACUGUUCCACCAUCAUUGUUGCACUGUUCCCCUGUUCCACCAUCUCUGUUCCACUGUUCCACCAUAACUUUUCCUCUGUUCCACCAUCACUGUUCUACUUUUCCACCAUCAUUGUUCCUUUUUUCCAGCAUCCUUGUUCCACUGUUCCACCAUCUCUUCUCCACUGUUUUACCAUAACUGUUCCACUGUUGUACUGCUCCACCAUUCUACUGUUCCACCAUCAUUGUUCCACUGUUCCACCAUAUCUGUUCCACUGUUCCACCAUCUCUUUAUCACUGUUCCACCAUAACUGUUCCUUUGUUCCACCAUCAUUAUUCCACUGUUCCACCAUCUCUGUUCGACUGUUCCACCAUAUCUGUUCCCCUGUUCCACCAUCAUUGUUCCACUGGUCCACCAUCUCUGUUCCACUGUUCCACCAUAACUGUUCUUCUGUUCCACUAUCACUGUUCUACUGUUCCACCAUCAUUGCUCCACUGUUCCACUAUCACUGUUCCUCUGUUUCAUCAUAAACGUUUCCCUAUUCUACCAUCUGUGUUGCGCUGUUUCAUCGUCACUGUUUCUCUGUUGCAUCAUUGUUCCACUGUUCCACCAUAACUGUUGCACUAUUCGACUAUGAAUCUUCUCGUGUGCCACCAUCGCUGUUCAUCUUUUCAUUGUUCCACUGUUCCACCAUCAUUGUUCCACUGUUCCACUAUCUUUGUUCAACUGUUUCUCCAUGUCUUUUUAACAGUUUAACCAUCAUUGUUCCACUUUUCCACCCUCACUGUUCUACCAUCUCUGUUCUACUGUUCCACCAUCUUUGUUACAUUGUUUCACCAUAUCUUUUCUACUGUUUUACCAUUGUUGUUCCACUUUGUCAGCAUUAUUGUUGCAUUGUUCCACAUCUCGGUUUUACUUUUCUACAAUCUCUGUUCCACUGUUCCACCAUCUCUGCCAUUACAGUGAGGGGUUCCAUUUUGGAAGUAAAAAAAAAUAACGAUUAUUGUUAUUGCUAGCUCCAAUUUGUAUCUUCUUUUGUUAUUUAUUCACUUGAUACAUUUCAAUUCAUGGAAACAAAGGAAACUGUAUGUAAUGAUGAUGAUGGUGAUGAUGAUAAUCAUCAUCAUCAUCAUUGUCGUCAUUGUGUUUACUACUAUUUUGUGACAAUAUCUUUCAUCUUUUUAGGCGAUGGAUAUUUCCCUGUAAUGACGCUGACAACACUAUUAACGAAGCUACAAAGGAAGUCCAAUCUCAGCAGACUCUUUUUGAAAAGGUAUUAUAUAGUAUUAAACUUAUUUAGUAUUUUUCACAGAUUUGUGUUGAAUUAGUGAAAAGAGAAAUAUAUAUAUCGAUAAAAGGCAAGGAAAACUGAAGCAUUUCACAUUUCUGUCAGGGGUGUCUUUCAUUGAAGAACAAGGAUUGGAAAAUGGACAGAAUGGCUUUGAGGGAAGACCACUACUGUAUAAUCCUUAAAAUUUUUGUUUUUGUCAGGGAGAUUUUAUUUUUAUUGGGGAAAAGGCAGAGAAUUAAUUUUUUGAAAACUAAUGUCUGCAACCAUUACCUGAAGGUUUCCUUUAUGACAGUACAUUUUUUCCUUUUAAUUUUCUUGUUUAUUUUUGAAUUCAGAGUACAGGUAAUACAGAUAAUGAAGAUAUCUGCUAUGAGUUCAAACAAGAACAGGAUUUAAUUCACAGGACCCAUCUCUACUAUAUGGAUUACGAUUUUUCAACAGUAAGUAUUCAGUCAGUAAGGGAAUGUUCAACAAAAAAUAACAAACAACCUUUUUUUUGUCUGUUAUGACUGUGCCAUAUUUGUUCAUUCAGAUAAUAAAAUUUCCACAAAUCUGGGGAUUGUUUAUCAACUGGUACAAGAAAAAAAUAUUUUCUAACAUUUGUCUCGUUCUCCCAACCUACUCAGCAAUAGCACGCUUACUUACUUAAUGGGUUUAAUAUUAUGGCCUAGUCCAUUUCAAGCAUGUCCAGUUUCAUUAAUCCUAAAGUUGCAAAUGCCCCACAAAAGCCGUCAUCACAGGGUUCUCAAUAGAAUUUUCUAUAGUCAUUGCUGUGCUACUUACAGGCGUAAAACAUGGUAUGCUCCACCAGGAAAAUUUAGAUUUAAGUUUCCCAGAAAUGUUUUGCAGGAGACAUGUUUUUGCACUUGGAAAGACAACACUUACAAGAGGCCUGGGCUCAAAUGUACAAAUUCAAUACUGUAAAAUUCUGAAAAUGAGCCUAGGGGCUUAUAUUUUUUAAAAGCUCUUUUUGAGGGGCUUAUCUAUGGAGGGAAAUUUGUGUUUCAAAAUCGAUUCAGCUCGCCUUAUAGUUGGAGGUAAAUGUACUGUUUUUGCUUUGUUUUCUUUGUAUUUGAGGACAAUUUUCCAAGUGCAAGCCCCCAGCGGGCUUAUAUUUGGAGGGGCGAUUUAACAGAGGGUUUUUUGCGUUACUCUUUUGGGGGGCUUUUUUGGAGGGACUCAUUUUCGGAAUUUUACUGUAUGCCUAAUAACACAGUGUCAUGAAAUACACCCUAGUGUGUUUGUGGCAGGCGUUUAGAUCUUUUUGGCAUCAGUUUGUUAUACAUCUCUAUGUUUUGUCAGGUUGAAGAUCCUUUUGAUGUAACCCUUGUGGUACAGCUCUCUAUUGACAGACUUCAGAUGAUUGAAACACUAUGCCUUCACUGGGAAGGUAAGAUUUAGAAGCUCUGGGUAGCAAGGGUGGCGCAGUGGUGAGAGCACUCACCUCCCAUCAGUGUGGCCCAGGUUCAAAUCCUGGUGUCGAUGCCAUAUGUGGGUUGAGUUUGUCAUUGGUUCUCUCCCUUGCUCCAAGAGGUUUUUCUUCAGGCACUCCAGGUUACCCCUCUCCUCAAAAACCAACAUUUCCAAAUUCCAAUUUGACUAGAAAUCAGGUAGACAAAGAACCACAUGGUGGAUGUGCUAUCUCUAAAUUUUUAUUUAUUUAAUUCCUGUUUCUUGGCCGCGAACUUUAGGAAAACAGAAAAAAAUCCUCCAUGCCUGUUGUCAUUUCCUCAUCAACAAACUUUGACUGCUCAGUCAUUUUUAAAGUAGCUUUCAAUUUUCUGGUGCUAAAAAAAAUCAGUUACUAUGUGUAUAGUGACUAAUAACCAGCCUUCUCAAAAGCUAUUCUUUGCGAAACUUAGAGGUUCAACUUGGAACACAUUUCUCGUCUAUUCACAGGUCCAAUAAGUUUGGCCUUGUAUAUGUCUGAUAGUGAGACACAACUUCUGUUGAGCUAUGUGCAGAGCUCUUCAGAGCUAGUCAAUAGAAGAAAUGUUGGAUAUCACAUUGUUUUCAAGGAAGGAGUAAGUACUUUUUAACUGUCAUUGUCACUUCUUGUGGUCUUUGAAAGCAAAACUACUUGGAAAAGAGUAAACACAGCAGUGUGAAACUACUUUAUAACUGGAGCUGGUCUCACUUGCUUUUUUUUACCAGCUGACCAACUUUGGUUUGUCUUACAGCAAUUCUAUCCUGUGAAUUACCUGAGAAAUAUAGCAUUGGAACAUGCUCGAACUCCUUUUGUCUUUCUAAGUGACAUUGACUUUGUACCAGUGUCAGGAACUUACACCACUUUGAGGUAUGUUAAAAAACAAUUAAAAAAUGUAUCGUGAUCAUGCAUGUUAAAUAAACUCUGUUAUAUAUCAGUUCUAAUCUUAUGUAAUGCCAUUUCUUUCUAUUUUUUUUCUGACAGACAAACCUUAAAAAUGUCUUCGAAUAUGAAUAAGAAGGUCUGUAUCACUAGCGGUCAACCAUUUAUUUCUAUAUUUCCUGAAACAAGGGAAUAUUGUUUAUUUAGCCUUCCUCAUAUUUCUGAUUAGUAAGGUUAAUGUUUCACCAUUGUUCCAUUCAAAUAUGAACUCCACUGAAAAAUGGCAUUACUUCUAAGUGUCCUAUCUCUUCUUUUGGGUAACGUUUUGAAGGAUAAAGGUGGAUAUUAAUUCAGUAGAUUUCUAUCUUCUUCAAAUCUUAAUAAUAAAGUGGACUAUGAUGGGCCACUAAUAGGAAAAAAGAAGAGAAAAGAAUUAAAAAAGAAUUUAGAUCUAGUGCUUUAACAAAGCUUAAGUGAAUGGCUAAGAAUUACCACAGGAAAUGGAUUUUUCUGGCAUUCUGGCAUUUCUUUCUUUAUCAUUUUGUUUCUGUGAGCCUUUGAAAAUUUCAUUUUGUAAGAAAACCAUACAGAUGCCAAACUUUUUUGUGAUUGUGUAUGUACUACUGAAAACUCUGCUUAAAUGCUAAUGAAUUAAGAUGAAGCAUAAAUUGAAUGACUUGAUGGUUUUCCUUCCUCAAGGCCCUCAUUGUUCCUGCUUUUGAGAGUCUUCAUUACAAGGUGACAUUUCCCAAGACCAAAGCCCAGCUUUUGUCAAUGUGGGACCUUGGUACCAUGUUUACAUUUCGGUAGGUAGAUAAAUACCCCUCACGGGGGUCACACAGUCUUGAAAAGUCCUUAAAUUUCUAUGCAAGUCCUUGAAAAGUCCUUGAAUUUCUAUGCAAGUCCUUGAAUUUUUUUCAGCUUUAAAUGUAGUGGCAUGGAAAGCGUUUUUUAAUGUUUUUUGGUUGUCAAAGACAGAAUAUAAAACAUAGCUCAGAGAAGUUGAUGUUGAUUUACAUAAAGCGUGUUUUGUUUUAUGCAAUAAUUAACAAUCAAUUUAAGACAAGUGAACUGAAAAAUCUAGAGAGGUUGGUGGAGCAAACAGUUCAAGCCUUAAAGUCCUGUUAGAAUGGACUGGGAAUGUGCAUUGUUGUACAAUCUGUGAUGUUACGUUCCUGGUUGGUGGUCCUUGAAAAGUUCUUUAAAAAUGGUUAAAAUUUUUUGCAUGAACCCUGCCUCAGCCUCGGAACAAAGUACAAACUUCUAUAAUUUGCUACUAGCCUGUUGCUGUUGCUUAAUUUUUUAAACUCUUCUUUGGGCCUCAGAACCCAUGACUUGAAGGCUAUGGUAAUAACCUGAAUUUAAUCCACCUCCUCCUCUCUCUAAGUCACUAGAAAGAAAGGCCUCUGAAAGCACUUGGUGUUAAUACUGUCCAGUGACCUCACUUAUACCCAAAAACCUGGUAGUGGCUCUGGUUUGUUGCCAUGCCGAUUUAUUAGGUCAUAUAAUUUUCAUACUUGAUAGUGACAUCACCAGACAGUAUUACACGUCUCCCUCCCAGAGUGACUCAGUGAGCAGAGGAGGCGGUUGAAAUUCAGGCUGCUGCAGUACCUCCAUCAAGUGUAAAAUACUGCAAAAUGUGGUCUUUUGCUUUUCAUGACUGUGGCUGGUGUUUGGGUCUGGGAACAAAAAAAAAUUAUUAAAGUGAUUAGUAAUGCAGUUGUCUGCUCCUUAUUUUUAAUCUCUUUUCUUUUCUUCAGGCAUCAUGAAUGGAGCAAGGGCCACGCACCAACAAAUUAUGCAAAAUGGAGAACUGCUACUACUCGAUACACGGUAUGUAAUGAAAAUAAAUGAUGUGCAAUAGGCCCUUUUCAGCUAGCCAUUCCUGUGUUACAAAACCGUCAUCCUAGAGAGCAAGAGAUACAAUGAUGUGAGCUUUCUGAUUGGCUUGUCCCAGUGAAUCCCUUGCUCUCCAACAUGGCAGUUUUGUAACACUUGACAGACUACUAGCUGCCAACAGCCUGUUAACCCUUUACACCCUAGAAUAGAGGAGUGAUCAGCAUGAAAUUUCUCCUUAUUAUAUCAAUGCUUUAGAAAACUGAGUGGUCACGAGAAUUGAGGUAAUGAUCAGGGAAGAUGAAUCUUUUUGAUACUUCAACAAAUUCUCCCCACUACUUCUAUUGAAAACAUAUGGGGAAAGAAAAUGAGAAUUUGAAUUAUGAUAUUUGGGUUUAAAGGAUUAUUGUCCAUUGCAGGUACAAUGGGAAGAGGACUUUGAACCUUAUGUGGUGGUACAGAGAAAUGUCAGCAGAUAUGACAAACGGUUUGUUGGAUUUGGAUGGAACAAAGUCUCCCACAUCAUGGAGUUGCAAGCUCAAGGGUGAAGUUAUUUUUUGUUUUUUACAUGACAAAAUGCUGAACACCAUCACUUGAUAAAGAUUCCAAAAUGGAAUUGAAAGCUUGCGGUGCUAAAGGUUUUAUCAUAGAUUACCUCUUUUAUGUUAAGGGCAAUGUUUAAGGCAUUUAACUUUGCAAUAAUACCACGUGCAUAGUUAAGUGUAAUAUUUUUAAAUUACUAAGUGACAAUGUGUUAGUCAUAUUAUUAUAAUGAUAAUAAUGUAACAUUGCAUUUUUCUCAUGAAACUCGUCUGAGUAGCAAGAAAUUUAUUGCUAUUACUUUUUGUUGAUCCAUCAACAUAGUGUACAGUGAAGGGGAUCUUAAAGUGCCCACAGCAAAUAGAUUCUUGUUCACUUAAGUGAAAAUUCCCUUUUUUCAGUUUGUUUGCUGAUUUGUUACCUUACCCAACCCCUCCCUCUUUCCUCUCUCUAUCCCCUCCUUUUUUGGUGCACUUCCCAUCUUUCUCCCACACUGGCGUGGAAAAUUCAGGGGGCCCAUUUUGACUGUUUGAAAACACACUCAUUGAUGUUUUUUUGUCCAUAGGUACGAGUUUGUUGUGUUGCCAAACGUUUUUAUUGUUCAUGUGCCACACUCACCUUCUUUCGACAUUUUCAAGUUUAGGUCAAGUUCUUUGUACAGAAAGUGAGUGUUUUUAUUAUUAAGAUCAUUAAAAACCUUUUUGGUAAAUUGAAUGCAACUCAUUAUUUGCUUUACAAAUGUCAUGGUUUAAAUCCUUUCUUGAUGCAAUUUUGUUGAUUCUUUUGUACAAUUUUUUCUGUGCAGGUGCUUAAAUAAAUUGAAACAAGAAUUUGUUCAAGAUCUGGUGACAAAAUAUGGUGGAGAAAGAUUAGUGGAGAUAGACAUGGACAGUUAACAACAGUUUCUUGGUUUGUUGUCAUCUAAAUAUUAUACAUAAUAAUAAUAAUAAUAAUAAUAAUAAUAAUAAUAAUAAUUACUAUACUCAGUUAUUUAAGAGGAAGUGUUAUUAGUUUCGUCAUACAAGUCACACAUUCAUGCACUGCCAGUUAUAGCCUGCGUCGCAAGUGUUAAAUGAGAGCAAGAAAAAAGGAAGAGGGGGGGAGGAGGUUUCCUUUUCUUCCCUCCUCCUCCUCCUCCUCCUCCUCCUCCUUCAUUCCUCUUUUUGCUUUCAUCCCAACUUUCUUGACCAAGGCUAUGCCAGUCACUGCCAGUGAAUAGAUUAAUAAAGCAGGAAUGAUUCCUUAGUUGACAAUAAACCAAGGCCAAUAAAGCGUACAGUAUGAAAUUAGGGAAAUUAGGGUUUAGGUGGCACUUUUUUGUCAGAGAAUAUUUAUUUUAAAUUUAUGAUAACUAGACAAAGUAUAGCUGUAUGUGAAUUGUAUUUUUUACCUAGGCAGCCGUGAAUGUUAACCAUAUUAUUAUAUUCCACCACAACUAAGAAAUGCUUUACCAUAUGCAGUUUUAUUUAUCCUGCUCUAUGAAUUAUACAGCCAAUCAGGAAGCUGAAAGGCCUUUCCAUAUCUGGUCUGUUGUAGUAAGAUAUAAAAAUGUUAUUGAAACUAUAUACAAAAGAGUACCAUGUAAAUUUCCGUUUACAACACAGAAUGCGAUCUUCUAACUCGGACCACACACACUACAUACCUGCGCAAUUGGCUUUAGGGUGAAGGAAUUAUAAGGAGAAGGGGUUUUUUCUAAUAACCUUUCUUAAUUCACAUUCAGUGAGAAAGACUUCAUUGUCUGUUAUGUCGACAGACUUUUUCUUGAAGAGAAAUUGAGGCAGGUCUUAUAGAUAAUUAUGUUGGUUCCAAAAACCUCUCUCAAAUCCAUGUAAGGAUUCAUAAGCCUGUAAAGAAGAAAGUCCGUAUUAGGAAACCCAGACCUCCCUUAUAAGUACCUCACUGGAUGCUUGAGUUGAGAAAUCGUAACACAGAGGCCUACGAAACUGAGAGUGCAGGGGCAUGACUUUCUCCAGCCAUUUGUAUCACUUUACUGCCUACAGUUGAUGAUAAUCCUGCAACAGACUACCACCGGCAGCGUCUCCUUCAAGGGCGUGUAGUCUAACAAUGUGUAGGUCCUCUAAAUUAUUUAAUGUUGGUAGCCAUGGAGUUAUUGAAUGCUCGAAAUACCGGCUAAUGUCAGUGCUGCAAAAGGUUCAUUGUUGCAUUGUAUUAUGUUGGAAGUGUUACAGAGAGAAUCCUAGCAGAAUACAGUUGCUCAUACAGUAGAACUUCAUCUGAGUUUAGUUUACUAUCUCGAGCAUUAUUCAGAUUUUUUUAUAUAAGUAUUCACAGAACUUUUCGCCUCGUGCUUGGAAGUUUAGUUCGCAGGUUUCUCAUGCACUGGUAGUGACGAUAAUUGAUUAAUUUGAAUAAUAUAUACAUGUAUAAU